GAGUUCCUGGAGGAGUUCCUGAGUGGAAAUGUGCUGUUCGGUUCCUGGUUCGACCAUGUGAAAAGCUGGAUUGGAGUAAAGGACAGACCCAAUGUCUACUUUGUCUCUUACGAAGAGCUCCAGCAGGACAUGCGGGGCACUGUGCAGAAGAUCUGCCACUUCCUCGGUAAGGAGCUGACCUGCCAGCAGCUUGAUUCCGUGGUGGAAAAUGCCUCAUUCCAGGGGAUGAAGGAGAACAAAUGGUUGCAGCCCUCCCAGUUGCCAGUGGAAUUUUUUGAACCUAUGAAAGGGACUAUAUUAAGGAAAGGGAUCUCUGGGGACUGGAAGAACCACCUGACGGUGGCACAGAGCGAGCACUUUGACCGUGUGUAUCGAGAGAAGAUGCAGGGUGUAAGAUUCACCUUCCCAUGGGACUGAAGAAGGCCAGACUGAUGCUUGCACUGUUUUGUGGUCUUCCUCUCUGUAUCUCCCAUACCUCAUGUUGUAUCUAGCACAUGAUCAAGCUGUAUAGCAAAGGAAUUCUUACUUAUGUAGAAAUGCAUGAGCUUAGCAAUAGUCCCUGUGGACUGAAAGAGCAUUAUACACAACCACAAGGCAAGCAAAUACACACUUACACACAUUCCUCCAACACAGGG
Varanus komodoensis (Komodo dragon) is the source of this 635-nucleotide messenger RNA. RefSeq names its product sulfotransferase 2A1-like. Gene Ontology annotation, molecular function: sulfotransferase activity. Gene Ontology annotation, cellular component: cytoplasm. The record is from RefSeq and is a predicted model, not a curated record. Gene Ontology annotation, biological process: sulfation. NCBI's taxonomy places the organism in Eukaryota, Metazoa, Chordata, Lepidosauria, Squamata, Varanidae. Bases 130 to 417 code for a protein of 95 amino acids. The transcript is spliced from 4 exons.